UUUCAGUUGUUGAAAUGCUUAUGCCUAUCUAGUGUCUCUUUCAUGAUAAAUUUAAUCUCUAGCUCGCUGGCUACUACUGCAGCUGCAGGUACACAUGUUCUAUUUAAAGGCUGCAGGUUGCCUUGUCCUUGGCGAAACAAUCUAGCGAACACGGCAAACAUAUACUUCAUGGCGUCAAGAGGUGCAACCACUCCAGGGAAGCCGUCCAGCUUUGAGCCCUCAGUCUGGGGUGACUUCUUCAUCAACUAUGAGCCACAACCACUGCAGAGUUGUGAGGAAUGGAUGAGAGUGAGGGUCAUAAAGUUGAAGGAGGAGGUAUGCAUGCUCUUUAAGGGUUGCAACCGGGCGGUGCGGAAAAUGAUGUUAGUGGAUGUACUCCAACAUCUUGGACUAGAUCACCACUUUGAAGAACAGAUCAACACAGCAUUAAGCGAAAUCCUCGAGAGUGAAUUUAGCAGCUACAAUCUCCACGAUGUUGCUCUUAGGUUUCGCCUGCUUAGGGAGCAUGGAUGUUGGAUAUCUCCAGAUGUUUUUGACAAAUUCAAGGAUGAAAAUGGAAGCCUUAGAGAGGAUAUUACUAAAGAACCAAGAGGACUAUUAAGUUUAUACAACGCGGCUCAUCUUCUGGUACAUGGUGAGACAUCAUUGGAAGAAGCUAUCGCUUUUGCAAGGCAUCAUCUUAAAUCAAUGAGGGGUAGUCUCAAGUCCCCGUUAGCGAAGCAAGUCAAACGUGCUCUGCACCUUCCACUGCCAAGGACAUACAGGAGGGUAGAAACAGUGCAUUUUAUCUCCGAAUACAAAGAAGAUGAAGGGCAUAACCCAAUUCUACUAGAGCUUGCUAAGCUUGAUUUCAACCUUCACCAACAUCUCCACUUGAAGGAACUCAAGUCUAUGACAAAGUGGUGGAAGGAACUUUCUGAAUUCAUCGGGCUUAGUUAUGUUCGAGAUCGUGUGGUGGAGAACUACCUUUGGUCCUUUGUGGUGCACUACGAGGAGCAUUUUGGGCUUGCACGAGUUAUCUCUGCCAAAAUUAAUGUACUACUUACCAUCAUGGAUGACACACAUGAUGACCAUGCGACCAUAGAGGAAUGCCAAAUGCUACAUGAAGCCGCACAAAGAUGGGAUGGGAGUGCUAUUUCUCUUCUACCAGAGUACCUGAAAAGGUUCUAUAAAGAAUUGUUGGGGAACAUUAAGGAGAUUGGCGAUGAAAUGGCAACCAGUGGCAACUACAAAAUCGCCUACAUCAAGAAGCAGUUCCAAAAUCAAUUCAGUUACUAUCUUCAAGAAGCCCAAUGGACACACAAGUGUCACAAACCAAGCUUUGACGAGCAGGUGAAUCUGGGUGUCAUGACCAUAUGUGUUCCAACAGUAUCUGUGUGUGGCAUGGCUGCCAUGGGCGAUGCAAUGCCAAAGGAGGCGCUGGACUGGGUAGUUGGUCUCCCUGAUGCCAUCAUAGCAAGUGGGAAGAUUGCCCGCUUCAUGAAUGACAUUGCUGCCUUUAAUCGUGUAAAGAGCAAGGGGGGCGCGGCGAGCUCCGUGGAGUGUUACAUGGCAGAGCAUGGGGUCACAAGGGAGGUUGCCAUUGCAAAGAUCGGGUCACUAAUUGAAGAUGGUUGGAAAAGUCUGAACCAAGCACGUUUUGGAGAUCGAGCGUUGCUCCCAGCGGUGCAGAGGGUUAUCAACCUUGCUCUAAGCUUCCCUCUAUAUUAUGGCGGGGGAAACGAUGCAUUCACAGUCAGCACACGUCUUCGUGAAACUAUUGAGAUCCUCUUUGUGAAUCCAAUUCCUAUGUAAUUUAGGGAUUUGAUACACUGUAGCAAAUAAACUUGUACAUACACCAAAAUUUUAUUUGCUUCAUUUUUUAGAUAAAUAUUGUUAUUUGCUUAAGAAAACCAUGAUCAGAGGCAGUUCCAAACACAUGAC
Aegilops tauschii subsp. strangulata is the source of this 1923-nucleotide messenger RNA. Its product is annotated as tau-cadinol synthase. The record is from RefSeq and is a predicted model, not a curated record. Gene Ontology annotation, molecular function: terpene synthase activity; magnesium ion binding. Lineage: Eukaryota; Viridiplantae; Streptophyta; Magnoliopsida; Poales; Poaceae. Gene Ontology annotation, biological process: diterpenoid biosynthetic process.